CGCCCUUAAACCUUUUUUUUUCAUCCUCGUUCGUUCCUCUUGAAACUUAGAAAUCGAUGGGUGAUUAUCGUCUUCUUCGAAUCUCCGGCGUCGUUAUCGGGAUUAUAUUGCUACAACUCUUUGCUUUCUCCUCUCCUGUUUCAUCUGAUGAACUUAUGUUCGUUGUGGGAGAAACUGGGUCGCUUCAAGUGACUCCUAAUUUAGAAGUUAAGGCUUCUCCUGGAUUGAAGCCAGAUAGAACAGCUCUAUGUGAGAGGAUACAUAUCCGUGGACUUCGAAGGUUUAAACAUAUAGACAAGUAUGCACAUUCACUGAAGUUGAUUGUUAACGCUUCAACCGGCGGGAAAACAAGUAACGUGGACAUAUGCUUCCACAGGAAUUUGUCGCGUGCAAUUGGAAUGUGCCCUCAUAGUCGGUGGGAGAAAGUGUCUAAGGGUUCAUGGGUUCAGACAAUGUCACCCUUCGACCACAAAAUCAUUGAUGUAAGAAUAGCUAGCUCACCCAAGGUCACUCUGGAAAUGUCUGCUGUAGAAGAAUUUUUCAUGUACCGCGUGGUAUUCUUAAUCCUUGGUACUGUUUUGCUGGCUUCCGCUUCUGUACUGAGCAAAUCAUUAGCAUUUUACUACAGUAGUGCCAUGGCUGUUGGAGUUAUCCUUGUUGUGCUGCUUGUCCUCUUUCAGGGAAUGAAGUUUCUACCAACUGGGCGGAGCUCGUUUGCAUUGUUCAUAUACUCAACCCUGCUUGGUUUAGGUGGUUUCCUUCUUCGCUACAUACCUGGUUUAUUUCAAAGUCUGCUAACAGAGAUGGGAAUCGACGAAGAAAUGUACACCCCUGUGGCGAUUUUUGGCGGGGUGUUUCUAUCUUUGGCUGGGGCAUUUUUUGGAUUUUGGACCGUGAGGAAACUGGUUCUGACCGAUGAUGGCUCCAUUGACACUGGCACAUCACUAUUUGUUUCUUGGUCCAUCCGGAUUAUAGCUGCCGUUUUAAUUCUUCAGAGCUCCGUAGAUCCUUUGCUUGCUGGAGGAGCGCUGAUAUCUCUGAUUCUAAUGUCAUCGAGUUUAAAGAAGAUCAUAAAGUUGAAGUUCCUACUACGCUUAUAUGAGAUUCCAAUGAAUUUACUGCUAGGAAUCUGGGAGGCAAUUCGUUAUGCUGAAGUACCAACUGUCCCGGGAUUUCUUCAUGACUUCAUGCAAAAGAGUCCUGAUGCUUCUGAAUUUCGCGACCGUGUUACUUUUGCUUCUCCAUCAGGAGGAAUCAAUGGGAUGCGACAGUCUCCACCGUCUGAAUCAGAUAGUUUCCCUUCCUCUUUCCAUAAAACUCCUCAACGAAGCAAACUCUCAAAAGAAGAUUGGAAAAAGCUCACAAAGGAUAGCACAACAAAGGCGGUUAAAGAAUUGGUUUCGUCGCCUGAUUUUAGCAAAUGGGCAGCAGCAAAUGCGGAUAGGAUCAAUGUAACUCCAAGAAAAGAGUCCGGUAGCAUAGACCGGCCACGGAAAUGGCUGCGUUGGUUCUGAAGCAGCCCGGUUUAAAUCUUCAAACCGUUUAGAGAGAAAGAACUCUUGUAGGUUAAGUUGCUUUGCUUCUUUAUAUGACUUUGUUAGUGUUUUAGCUUUUUGUGGCUGAUAUUGCCACGACUUCUUGUAAUGAUGCUAAUUGGUUUUUAGGCUGUAUCAUGUUUGUGUGUAGACAAUGCAUUGUUUCUUUAAUGGGUUCUACUUUUUCUAUG
This is a messenger RNA of Eutrema salsugineum, 1726 nucleotides long. RefSeq lists its product as uncharacterized. The record is from RefSeq and is a predicted model, not a curated record. NCBI's taxonomy places the organism in Eukaryota, Viridiplantae, Streptophyta, Magnoliopsida, Brassicales, Brassicaceae. The transcript is spliced from 10 exons. Bases 57 to 1514 code for a protein of 485 amino acids.